Messenger RNA from Caenorhabditis angaria, 2505 nucleotides. The record is from the annotation of a GenBank genome assembly. Lineage: Eukaryota; Metazoa; Nematoda; Chromadorea; Rhabditida; Rhabditidae.
AUGAGUGAAAAUGUGAUAGCUAUUUGUGGAUGUACAAACUCGGGAAAAACUACGAUUGCUCAGGUUAUAAAGGAAACGGUUGGUUUGGUUUCUAGAAGUUUUUGACCCACUGAACACGAUGCUGACGUCUGAAAUUGCAGAAUUCAACUCCUGACAUCAGUUAUGACGUGGCAAAAUUGGGAUUUUAGGAGCUGAAAACUAGCUUCAAAAAUGUUUUUCUUAAAAAUCUGAUAGCAUAGGGGUUUUCAAUAUGUAAUCAAUUUUUGAAAAAUAUUUGUUUUCAGUGAAAAAAUUUUCACAAUUUUCUGAAGGAUUUUUGAAUAAACCUUCUGACCCUUCUGAAAUUGACCCUUCUGAAAAACCUAUCAGAUUUUAAUGAAAAUAAUUUUUGAAGCUAGUAUUCAGCGUCCCAAGCCACGUCAUAACUCAUAUAAGGCUUUUAGAUCUGUUGAGAAUUUUAGACGCUGAAUAGAAAACAUAUUUUAUUAAAAAUCUAUUAAAGACACAUAGAAAACUGGAAAUGUGUGUUCGUAAUCUUCAAAAUUUGAACGCGCGCCUUUUUUCAAAGUUGUGUGUUGUUCGUUUGAAAAAAGAAAAAAACGAAUAAAAAGUGGUGGUACGGUGUGCUAAGAAUGCACACAUGUGCGGCAAAUCACGAACAUUUGUGCAAACACCAAAAUUCGCGUCGGCUGAGCGAUUUCAAAAAAGGAAAUUUCUUUUUUUGACUUUCGCUAAACUCAAUAUUUUUCAAUUUUGUUUAUGUACUUCCACUAUUUGAAGGAUGAUAAAAAACAUGCAAAUAAUGAUUUUUGAACGAUUUCUAGUUUUCUACGUGUCUUUAAAGAUUUCCAGCUCAUUUCCAGCUCAAUGAUUGUUUUGUGAUCAAUCAAGAUGAUUUUUAUUUCCUCCCGGAAAAUGUCGAUAAAAUCCAAACAGAUCAUACAGAAAGAGGAUUUUAUUGGAGUUAUGAUGAAAAAGAAGCACUCGAUUAUACCAACUUGAAGGCGCAUAUUGAUAAAGUAGGAAUUCUACAUUUUGAAAAGAAAUCCCGAAAAAAUCAAUUUCCAGGCCAUGAUUUCCAACAAAAAUGUGAUAAUUGAGGGAAAUAUGAUAAGCGAAUUUCCAGAAAUCAUUGAUUUAUGUACAAAAGUUAUUGUUAUGAGUUUGGAUUUUGUGAGUCUUUGUUGAGAUUUUCUUUCUUUUUUUAAAUGAAGAAAACAAUUCAGAAAACUUGCAAAGAGCGGCGCGAGAAACGUGUCUACGACCCUCCAGAUGACACCGGUUAUUUCGAAAAUGUUGCAUGGCCGGCUUAUUUGCGGCACUUGAAAAGAGCCUAUGAAUUAGGUAUGAAAAUAAGAAGAGAGGAAUUUAUUUUUUGAAAAUGGGUUUUUUUGCAGGUCGCCAGAAUAUUCGUUUCAAUUUUAUCGAUUGUUCGGAAUUCAAAGACUCACUGGAGAUUAAUAUUCAAAAGGUGGGAUGGAUUUCUAAAUUUUUUAACAUGAGCGAUGCAUUUUAUAUUGUUAAUAUGAGCAAUGUGUUUUUUGAAGAAAAUUUGGGAUUACAGCGGAUUUUCUAGACUUCCAAAAAACUUUAAAAAUUACAGAAAACAUUUUUUUUAAUCCUAACAUGAGCAAUGUAUUUUAUAAUGUUAACAUGAGCAAACAUAAAAUGGAUUCUAACAUGAGCAAUGUAUUUUUUUAUGAGAAAUCCACAUUUUUUGAAUUUCCGCAAUUUUUUUUGAAGAAAAUUUGGGAUUACAGAAGAUUUUCUAGGCUUCAAAAAACUUUAAAAAUUACAGAAAAAUAAAAUAAUCCUAACAAUGUAUUUUAUAUUGUUAACAUGAGCAAUUAUCUCGAUGCUAAUAUGAGCAAUGCAUUUUCAUGAGAAAUCUUCUAGCUUCUAAUAUGAGCAUCUCGUAAAAAUUCUUCAAAAUAUUUUUCCUAUUCAAAAGCUUCGACUUGUUUUAAGUCAACUGAAAUUGAGCUAAAUAUGAUUCCGAGAACCAGCAAUUUCAAGUUUUUUGAAUUUCAGAAUCCUUUUUUUUUUAAAUUUCCCAAUUUCCAGAUAAUUUCUCAAAUCGACAAUGAUAUUGUGCGAAUAAGUGCAAAUCCUCUAUCAAUAUCAGAUGCUCAAAAACUCGCAACAUCUCCAUCUUCUGGAGCAAUUUCAUUAUUUGUUGGCACAACUCGAGACAAUUUUGAGAACAAAACCGUCUCUCAAUUAUCAUAUGAUUGCUACGAUUCGAUGGCUUAUAAAGAAUUGCGCAAAUUAUGCGAAGAUAUUCGUCGAACAAUUCCGAUCAUUGAAAAAAUUGUGAUAUUUCAUCGAAUCGGCAUUGUUCCAGUGACUGAAGCAUCUGUUAUAAUUGCAACUUGUUCACCUCAUCGAUCAGAAGCAAUUCGAGCAACUGAAAAAGCUAUAAAUAUGUUGAAAGAGACAAUUCCGAUCUGGAAAAAGGAGGUAUAUAAUAAUAAUUCGGAUAGUUGUUGGAAAUCUAACAAAUGA